Molecule: messenger RNA, 5560 nt
Organism: Melopsittacus undulatus (budgerigar)
Lineage: Eukaryota; Metazoa; Chordata; Aves; Psittaciformes; Psittaculidae
Gene: RAP1GAP2
Product: RAP1 GTPase activating protein 2
Exons: 24
Coding region: 16-2217 (733 amino acids)
Biological process (GO): regulation of small GTPase mediated signal transduction; activation of GTPase activity
Cellular component (GO): cytoplasm; plasma membrane
Molecular function (GO): GTPase activator activity
Source: RefSeq, a predicted model, not a curated record
CGGCCGGCCGGGAGGAUGCCCGCCCGUCGGGCCGGCGUGCGGGCGGCCGUGGUGCUCAUCGGGCUGCUGCACCGGUCCCGCAAGCAGAGCAAGGAGAAGAGGAAACAGGAGCUGCUCAGCAGCGCGGAUGUGACCGUCCCGGAGCGGCCGCUCUCGCCCCCCCUCACCGCGCCGCCGACCAUGAAGUCUGCAGAAUUCUUCGAAAUGCUGGAAAAAAUGCAGGCACCAAAACUUGAAGAACAGAGGUCUGGAAGCCAAAAACACAAGGAAGACUACAUCCCGUACCCCAGCAUCGAUGAGAUCCUGGAGAAGGGCAGCCCAUACCCACUGAUCAUCCUGCCCCAGUUUGGGGGGUACUGGAUCGAAGACCCGGAAAACCUCGGAACGCCAACCUCAUCUGACAGCAGCAUCUGCGAGGAGGAGGAGGAGAACCUCAGCCCCAGCACCUAUGGCUACAAGCUGGAGUGCAAAGGAGAGGCCAGAGCCUACAGGAAGCAUUUCCUGGGGAAGGAUCAUUUAAAUUUUUAUUGUACCGCCAGCAGCCUUGGGAAUCUGAUCCUUUCCAUUAAGUGUGAGGAGGCAGAUGGCACUGAAUACCUAAGGAUUAUACUCAGGUCCAAGGUGAAGACGUUGCAUGAAAGGAUCCCCCUGGCAGGAUUUAGCAAGCUCCCUAGCAUCCCCCAGAUUGCAAAGGCCUUCUGUGACGAUGCCUCUGGGCUGAAGUUCAACCCUGUUCUAUACCCCAAGGCAUCCCAGAUGAUAGUGUCUUACGAUGAGCACGAGGUCAACAACACGUUCAAGUUCGGUGUGAUCUACCAGAAGUUCCGGCAGACCCAAGAGGAGGAGUUGUUUGGCAAUAACGAAGAGAGCGCUGCCUUCAAGAACUUCUUAAGUUUUCUGGGAGACACCAUAACACUCCAGGACUUCAAAGGUUUUCGAGGAGGUCUGGAUGUCAGCCACGGGCAGACGGGAGCAGAGUCCGUGUACACCGUGUUCAGGGACAGGGAGAUAAUGUUUCACGUCUCUACGAAGCUGCCUUUUACCGAGGGAGACACGCAGCAACUCCAGAGGAAGAGGCACAUUGGCAACGACAUCGUGGCAAUUAUCUUCCAAGAAGAGAACACGCCAUUUGUCCCAGACAUGAUCGCCUCCAACUUCUUGCACGCCUACAUCGUGGUGCAGGUGGAGAACCCCGAGGCGGAAAACACAGCGUACAAGGUGUCGGUCACGGCUCGGGAAGAUGUCCCCUCCUUUGGCCCACCGCUGCCGAGCCCGCCAGUAUUCCAGAAGAGCCCCGAGUUCCGUGAGUUCCUGCUGACCAAGCUCAUCAAUGCUGAGAAUGCUUGCUGCAAGUCCGACAAGUUCGCGAAGCUGGAGGACCGGACACGGGCUGCCUUGUUGGACAACCUCCACGAUGAGCUCCAUGGGCACACACAGACCAUGCUGGGGCUGGGGCCUGAGGAGGACAAGCUGGAGAACGGGGGUCAUGGAGGCUUUCUGGAGUCAUUCAAGAGAGCCAUCCGGGUGCGCAGCCACUCCAUGGAGACGAUGGUGGGCAGCCAGAAGAAGCACCAUGGCAGCGGCAUCCCAGGCAGCCUCAGCGGUGGCAUCGCACACAACAGCGGCGAGGUGACCAAGACCACCUUCUCGCCCCCAGUUCCAGCAGCUGCAGUCAAGAACCAGUCCAGGAGCCCCAUCAAGCGCCGCUCAGGGCUGUUCCCUCGCCUGCACACGGGGUCUGAGAGCCAGGCAGAGAUCAGGACAAGGUGUGACAGUGUUUCUGGCACCCAGAAGACACCAGAUUUGGGACAUUCUUCCCAAGAGAUGAAGUCUGAGACCUCGUCCAACCCCAGCUCCCCUGAAAUAUGCCCCAACAAGGACAGGCCGUUUAUCAAGCUGAAAGAGAACGGGAGGACGAACAUCUCCCGCUCCUCCUCGAGCACCAGCAGCUUCAGCAGCACAGCAGGGGAGAGCGAGACCCUGGAGGAGUACGACAGUGUGGGGAGCCAGCCCUCCACAGCAUCACCGUUCAAGCAGGACGUGUUCGUGUAUGGUGCCUCACCCGGCAGCGAGAGCCCCAGCGCGGCGGCUGCGGCCACCCCCGUCAUCAUGAGCAGGAGCCCCACAGCAGAUAUAAAGAACAGGAACUCUCCCCGCUCAAACCUCAAGUUUCGCUUUGACAAGCUCAGCCACAGCAGCUCCAGCUCGAGCCACUAGCAGGAGGAGUCGUGACCCUGCACAAGAGAAUUUCUGUUUCACCAAGGGAAAACUCCACCAUCCUGUGGGAAGUGCGGGUGCUGAGCCUCUGUGCCGGGAUCUGCCCCGGCAGGACCCAGCCACCUUCCCACCAGGUGAACCCCCACCAUGGACGCAGCAGCUCCCCAGGCCCCCGGGCUCCCCCUCAGCUCACGACCCACACCACAACUGCUGGGCAGAUGCAGCCCCUUGCUCCAUAUGUGCUCAGUGUCCGGCACAAGGGGAGCACGUGUGAACCGGUCCUGCGCUGAGCUGGUGACCGAGGCCAUUGUGUCCUCUCUUGCCAGCUCCAGAGAUGGUUUAUACGUCCUCCCUGCUUUCCUCCUGCCUGAAACUGAGCACGGGCACAGGAAAAGGUUAACCAAAGCUAAAGCUGUAGUAUAUUUAAAUACCAGCACUGGUACUCAGAGUGAAUCCACCCUGCUUUACCCUAUAGGUUGGGUCGCAUAAAAUUCCAGUGAUUUGAAUGGCAUUAGGUUGCUCCCCCCCUUGCAGAAUCUGUCCUGCUGCUUCUGAACGUGCUUUUCUUUAUUUUAAAAGAUGAGGAUUAUGGAUUCUGCAAGGUGACUUCCCUGGAAUGCCCUUUUCCAAAAAAUACCUCUCAACAUGCCAAGAAAUCCUUUUGCUCUUUUAUGGAACUUUGUCCAAAGUUUACUGAGGUCUGUCCAUGAAUUUCCCAUUGCUCAUAGAUUUCCCUUACCAGGUUUCUGAAAGAAACACUGCAGAGAUGCUCCCUGCCCUUUACCACUGUCCAUGACCUUUGCAAACCCCUCCAUGUAAUAAGGUUCUCAAUCUCAAGUGAAAGCAAUUCUUUGAGUUCAUGAUUCCUCAUGAACACAGAACUUUGGGUGCCAAAGUUACCUGUACACGGCUGGAGCUCCCAGAGGCACACGAGUAUCCACAGCCACAUUUAGGAGGUGCCUGCAGAGCUAUACCCUAGAAGCAGCCCCAGGCCACCACUAUGGCUGCUCCCCGGAGGAUGCAGCUCUCUGGGGGAAGUGCUUGUAGAAGCAAACCAUCACCUCCCUCCUCCCCAUCACCUCUCUUCUCCCCAUCACCUCCCUUCUCCCCAUCACCUCCCCUGGGCCAGAGCAAAGCCAAACUGAGCCGGCUCUGCUCCCUGGGACUAUCUGAUAACUUUACUGGUAGGUUCUUAUCGGUGCUCCCACUUGUGCACGUCAUUUAUCCAUUUGGAAAGGAAAGACUGCAGAGGAACCAGAUUAAAGGAGGAAAGGACUUAGUGGGAAGGCAGAGAACCGUUUCAGAGGCACUAAGUGGGCUGUGUAGGACUCGCAAAUACCAAUAACCACCAGUGGGGACACUCUCCUGCUUUCAGGAGAGAAGCACAGUGUGCUUAGCCUGGUCCCUAGCUCGCUCUAGAUGUCUCAGGUUCCACAUACUUUGCUGUUCAGCACUUCUGUCUGACGAUGCUUUGGUAGCACUUUCAAACCCGUCCCCAGUUCUUCCUCUUAGAAGCUUUUGGUCUGGUUUUCUCACGCCGCACAGUGAAACACUGACUGGUGCAAUGACUUGCUUUGAGGGUCUGUUUUGGAUUUGUUUUUUGCCUUGAGAAGUUGCUUGAUUCUGUAGACGUCGUCAUUCGCCUGGGUGUUGAUCUCCAUGAGAUCUUUCAGCAGAAGAUGCAGUGGCUACUGUCAGCUGGGAUUUCAUUUUUGGUUUUGCUUGGGUUUUUUUACUUGAAACUGUGACUUUCCUUGUUGAUCUGUAGAACUGUUCUAACGGGAUUACAGGCAGCAGCACAGUGUGAAGCUUCAGGGAGAGAGAUGCAGUGCCUGGGGCUUGUCCUUGCCUUGGCAGUGGGGCCAGGAGCUGAGGUCUGGCACUGGCUUUGCCAGUGGCUCCUGUAUGAUCUGGGAUGCUUUCAACAGCAUCCUCACUGUGGCAGCACAAACCCACUGCAGCAUCCUUACAGCCCCUGGGCCAUGCAGCUCGUGUCUUGGCUGGGCUGUAGCGUGGUUUCUGCCUGUGCUCCCUGCAGCCACGUGUGCGUGGUGUCCACCUUUCAGCCCAUGGUGGUGCUGGGACUGACCAGUGGUUGUGUUAAACCUCGGAGGCAUUUGCGCUUCCCGCAGUGGGUGAAGGUGUUCCUGUAUAUAUAUUGCAAAACGUUUUGUGCUUAUCACAUAUAUACAUAUAUAAAAGGGAUUUUAUAUAUAUAUAUAUAAUAUAUAUAUAAAAAGAGAGGAUCCUUAACUGACACUAACAGUAUUGGCCAGUGCAUUUUCCUUUCCGAUCCCCACUGUUAUACACAGAACUUCUAUAGGACUCGAAAGUGACUUUGCACAGGGAGCAGAAGGGGCUCUGGAAUGCAGCUGGGGGUAACCAGGAGAGCCCCCAGCUGUCUUGGGGGUCUCUUCUGUUGUGGGGAGCUGCUCCCUUCCUUGCUGGGGUUUCAGUGCCCCUGUUCCUGCUGCACCCUGCCUGUACAAGGCCUGGACCAGUCCAUGAGUGUGGUGAGAGGCAGAGGCAGGCUGGGUCCAGGUCCAUCUGCAGUGCUGGUGCUGCAGGCAGGCAGAACCUGGCUCCCCACCACCAGCAUCUCCUGUGUGAGCCCAGGGACUGGUUGGAGCUGCUGCUUCAUUCAGGAAAGCUCUUGGCACGUACUUGCACCCUCUUGACACCCCACAGAGCCAAGCACAGGGUUACACCCCAGCACAACAUGAAAGUGCUUUUUUUCUGAGCAAAAAGAGGGGAUCUGAAGCACAAACUGUUUCUUUACAGAGCUUUGAGGGUCUUUAGGAGCGGCAGGGGAAGGGGCUGCUGGCACGGAUGCGCUUGUUGACCAGGGCUGAGCUGUCUGCCUGUCUCUGGCUUGGCUGCAGGUGGUGCUGAGCACCGAUAGCUGCUCUAAACCAGCAGCAGGUCAGAGCUCAGCAUCUGCAGGUCACACCUCGUGCUCAUGCUGCUUUGCUGCUGGCUGGAGCUGGCCGGGUCCGUCAUUCCUCGUCCCAGAGCAUGCUUGCAUUAUGUUUUAACGAAUGUAGCACUGCGUGUAUCCUGCAAAGGGAAAUGCUGGAUUUAUAGCGUUAGAAUGUGAAGAGAGUUUACAGAGUGAAAAUAUAUCUUGAAGAAAUGUAUCUGACAGAGUUUAUUUUUUAUGUAGAGAGGCGGUGCUUUGUAGUUCCUGGUGGCCUAUGUCUGUUGUAAAUAAUGUACAUUUAAUUUAUUGCUAUGGUAGCAGAUUGUAUUUGUUAUGUAUAAAACUGAAGGUUCACAAAUGUAUAUUUUGUUGCUUAAAUGUGUCUUUGCAAAAUUCACAAUAAAUAACAUAUUUUGUGUGCUA